AUGGACUCAGUUUCACUCCCCUUUAUCCGCCCCAAGCAUAUUCGUCCCUCCAGCGAGCAGCAAGCCGGCCCUGCGCUUCCCGCCAGACGGAAAACCAGUCUCGCCUGCAGCAACUGCCGCGCCAAGAGAUCCCGGUGCGACAACCGGAAACCCUUCUGCUCAGAAUGCGUCAAGGCCCGCCAGCGGUGCGUAUACGAGAACUCGGACAAGCGCAAGAAGGAGACCUGGAAAGCAGCCAUCAGCAACCUGGAGCAGAAGAACCGUCGCCUCGAGGCCAUUGUCAGGUCGCUACGGUGCAACUCGCUCGACAAGGCGGUUGAGACCCUUCGCCAGCUACGCGAGAACGGGCACGAGCUGGAUCAUGCCGCUACUCCGCGACCAAGCGUGGGUUCCGACACCGGCUCCAGCGACCAGAGCCCAACCCAGUCACCCAGCCCUCGUCCGAAAAGACCAGUUGCGCAUAUGCAGAGGUCGCGCAGUUCCAUCACGAUCGACCACGACCCCACUGUGUCUGUAGGGCCUUUUGGAUUGCCGCCUAGAGAGAUCACGCGCCGUGCUGUGUCUUCGUUCUUCUCAUGCGGUGGGACCCUGUUCUAUAUCAUGCCGCGAGAGGAUUGCGAGAGUAUGAUUGAGACAACUUACGACAGACCCGAAGAUGCAACGAGAAGCGUGGUCGGUCAAAUCUGCGCAGUUGCAGUCGUGGGGAGUCACUAUUGUACGGAUGAUAUCCCGGCCUCUGCCAAAGAGAAAUAUUUUGACCUCGCUUCCUCGCUGCUGCAUGAUGAUGUGGAGGAUGAUCUGAGCAUUAUGCGCGUGCAUGCUUGCCUCUCGAUAUACUUGAUCUUGCUCAAGAGCACAACGGCGCGAGCUAUAACGGCGUCUGGCCUGAAUAUCGCACGGUACAAAAUGCCGGUAUACACGCAAACCAGUAGUGCCGACUGGAGAGAACGGGCUAAAGUAACACGGACGCUCUCCUUUAUUGAGUGCUGGUUAUCCUCGACUCUUGGCUACAAGCUCGACUUGAGACAAGACGAGAUCAAAAUGGUUAACACUCUCGCCAUGUCCGAGUCGAUGGAGAACCCUACCAAUCAACUCUGUCCGAACCUGAUUCGGUGGCACGCGUUUAAAAUCGCAUACCUAUCAGCUCAGGUGUACGAUCUCGUUCAUUCCGCAGCUUCCGUGUCAAUAGACGAUCUCCAGCAGCUCUCUCUCGAUCUAGACACCUGGCUUUUGGAGCUUCCCAACUCCAUGCGCCUGGACUCGCUCAUUACUGCAGACGAUGCGGCUAGUGAAAACUUCGACGCCGCAAGCCGACCGAUCCUCUUCCUACAUAUGAUCCAUAUCACUUCACGAAUCAUGCUUUACGAGCGCGUGAUGCACUUCACAGUAAAGCAGUCCCUGAACCCCUCAGACGAGCUGGUCGUCCGGGAAGUGUUGCGCUUGCCGGCGGAUACCCACCAAACAUACCAGUCGUUUGCGCAGCACUUGGCUCGAUUAAUAAGACUUCUUUACGACAAAGACUGUGUCCUGGCGAGAUGCUGGCUUACUAUCAACGCCUGCUACCAUUCAAGCAUAGUCCUCCUACUGAAUGCCGCCAAGAAUCUGGCCCUCGUAGCCCAAGACGACGGAGCCGAAGACGAAGCUGGACGCAAGGAUCGACCGGACUUGGAAUCGGUAUUCGAUAACCUGGUGCAUGUCCGGUUCUGCCUCCAAGCACUGGGCGCCUGCGAAGACUGGGAUAUAGCCGCCAUGCGCCUCGUCGAUGUCGUUAAACCGUUGUAUGAACGUCUGCGACAGGCGGUUGAGAUGGAAAAGUCUCAGGAACCAGACCAGGCCGUUGAAGCCUCGAAGUCGCCGUAUUCAAUGCCAGAUCUGAAUAUGGGUACUGACAAUGGCCGGCAGGUGGAGAUUCCUGCGCGCCUGGCGCAUAUCAUGCAUCAGUCUGUCGCGGCCAUGAAGUUGCCGUACCAGGAGGUGUGGGUUUAG
Molecule: messenger RNA, 1986 nt
Organism: Aspergillus mulundensis
Lineage: Eukaryota; Fungi; Ascomycota; Eurotiomycetes; Eurotiales; Aspergillaceae
Exons: 6
Coding region: 1-1986 (661 amino acids)
Biological process (GO): regulation of DNA-templated transcription
Molecular function (GO): DNA-binding transcription factor activity, RNA polymerase II-specific; zinc ion binding
Source: RefSeq, a predicted model, not a curated record